Messenger RNA from Quercus robur (English oak), 1452 nucleotides. RefSeq names its product phospholipase A1-IIgamma-like. Gene Ontology annotation, molecular function: glycerophospholipid phospholipase A1 activity. The transcript is spliced from 2 exons. Lineage: Eukaryota; Viridiplantae; Streptophyta; Magnoliopsida; Fagales; Fagaceae. Gene Ontology annotation, biological process: lipid metabolic process. The record is from RefSeq and is a predicted model, not a curated record. The coding region runs from base 30 to 1238 and encodes 402 amino acids.
UAGUACAUCCUUACAAAGUGUAGCUAAACAUGAAGAGAACAAAGGAUAGCAUAGCCAAAAUGUGGAAGCGUCUUAGUGGUCAAAAUGACUGCUGGGAGAAUUUGUUGGAACCCCUCGACAUUGAUCUUCGCCAAUACAUAAUACAUUAUGGAGAAAUGGCUGAAGCUACAUAUGAUGCCUUUGAUAGAGAGAAAAUAUCUAGGUAUGCAGGAAGUAGCCGAUAUGCGAAAAAGGAUUUCUUCUCUAAGGUGGGCUUAGAGAAUGGCAAUCCUUUCAAAUACCGAGUGACCAAGUUCUUGUAUGCCACAUCAAAUAUCAAAAUCCCCAAUGCCUUUAUCGUGAAGUCAUUAUCAAGGGAGGCAUGGAGCAAGGAAUCUAAUUGGAUUGGGUACGUCGCGGUAGCUACAGAUGAAGGGAAGGCCGAGUUAGGAAGGAGAGAUAUUGUGAUUGCUUGGAGAGGAACCAUACAAGCCCUGGAGUGGAUUGAUGAUCUAGAAUUUAAUUUGGUUUCAGCUUCCAAUUUACUUGGAGCUGAGCAUGAUCCUAAGGUGCACCAUGGUUGGCAUUCCAUCUACACUUCUGAUGACUCCCGUUCACCGUUCAAUAAGACUAGUGCCAGAAGCCAGGUACUUAGUGAGCUUAAUAGACUAGUUGAAGAAUUCCAAAAUGAGGAAAUCAGUAUAACUGUUACUGGCCACAGCUUGGGAGCAGCACUUGCAACUCUAAAUGCGAUUGACAUAGUUGCCAAUGGAUUUAACAAGCCCAAAGACCAGCCAGGGAAAUCUUUUCCAGUGACAGCAAUAGUAUUUGCCAGCCCUCAUGUGGGAGACUCCGGCUUCAAGAAAAAUUUCUCUGAACAUAAGGAUCUUCGAGUCUUGCGUAUACGUAAUGCUCCAGAUAUUGUUCCGAAAUAUCCAUUUAUAGGCUACUCUGAUGUUGGAGAAGAGUUGGAAAUAGAUACUCGCAAUUCGAGUUACUUGAAGAGUCCUGGAAAUUUAUCAACUUGGCAUGACUUGGAGGGUUACCUGCAUGGAGUUGCAGGAACACUAGGGAGUCGAGGAGGGUUCAGGUUGGAAGUUCCUCGUGAUAUUGCACUCGUGAACAAGAUGAUAGAUGCUUUGAAGGAUGAGUAUCUUAUUCCGGCUUCAUGGUUUUGUGUGAAGAACAAGGGUAUGGUUCAACUAGACGACGGUUCAUGGAAAUUGAUGGAUCAUGAAGAAGAUGAGAGGGAUCUUUAAAUGUUAAUAUAUGUGGUUAAAAUUACUUGUAGAAGUCAUUUCAUUACUUGGUUUAAGUUGCUUUUUGUUGCUUAUUAGAACUUUUUGGUUGUGUUCUUAGAUUUAAGAGUGGAAUAAAAAAUAUGAAGGGUUGUUUGUUUGUAAAGGGAAAAUAAAGAAGCCUUCCAGUGUGGGUUAUAAUGACAAUAAAUUCAUACAAGAUUCGUUUGGUUUA